GAACCUCCAUGAGUAUAAAUUAAUAUUUUCCUUUUGACUUUUGUGGAGGUAAAAAGUCAACAUCUUUCCCCUUUUUAUUUUCAUCAAAAUUUUGUCCCUCUAGCUUUCCCGAUCAAUUUCAUCGAUAAUGUCGCCCCCUUUUUCUGGUUCAAUUUCUUCUUCUUCUUCUUCUCCGAUUCUACCGCCGCCGUUAAACCCUGAAUCUAACAUCGUCGCCAUUAAUGUCGGUGGCCACCUCUUUCAAACCACCAAGCAAACCCUAGCCCUAGCCGGUUCCAAAUCUCUGUUAUCAACGAUCUCCGAUUCAUCGCAAUCCCUCGUCCCGUUUAUCGAUCGAGAUCCCGAUCUCUUUUCCCUCAUCCUUUCCCUUCUCAGAACAGGUUAUCUUCCCUCCAAAGCCAAGGCGUUUGAUCUCCAGGACCUAAUUUCAGAAUCCCAGUUCUAUGGAAUUGAAUCCCUUUUGAUCAAUUCUCUCUCUAAUCCUUCUCAAUUCGAAGCUUUCAAUCUCGAGAAAUCCCUGAUUUUGCCUCUCAAUGGCCGAGAUCCUCCCUCGACGAUUGCCGCGACGCCGUUUGGAUCACUCCACGUCGCUCACGGAGGCAAGAUCACCUCCUUCGAUUGGUCGCUUCAGAGGAAGACAACAAUUCUGACGCAUUUCUCCGCCAUUGAUUCUCUUUUAGCCUUGUCGCCAUCACUAGCCGCUGCCGGCGCUACCGACUUCUCCGGCCUGCAAAUCCUCAAUCUCGAAACCAGCCGCGUGGAAACAAUUCUCGAUUGGGAGAAUGUGACCCGAUCCUGUUCCACCGUGCAAGCCAUUGGAGCCUCCUCUCAACUUCUCUUCACCAGCUUCGAAUCAGGUCGAAGAAACUCAAAUUCCAUAAUGAUAUACGAUUUACAAACCUUCAAUCCAGUUACUGAAAUCGGUCGCAAUGAGAUCUACGGCGCCGAGAUCGAUUCUGCGAUUCCAGCCACAAUGUUGAACUGGGUUUCAGGUUAUAAUCUGUUAAUGGCUUCUGGGUCUCACAGUGGGCCUUCUGGAGUACAGGGGAACAUCAAAUUCUGGGACAUAAGGACUGGGAACGUAGCUUGGGAGUUGAAGGAGAAGGUGGAUUGUUUCUCAGACAUGACUGUAUCUGAGAAUCUGUCUGCCAUUUUCAAGAUUGGUGUGAACUCUGGUGAAGUUUACAGUGCAGAUUUGAGGAAGCUUGGAGAUGAGAAUCCAUGGAUUUGUCUUGGGGACAGGAUGAAGGUGGUGAAUGGGAAGAAAGCUGGAAUUGGGGGGAAGAUUGAGAGUUAUGGAAAUCAAGUGUUUUGCAGCAGAGAAGGAGGAAGUAUAGAGUUAUGGUCAGAAGUAACAGUUGGAAAUGGAGGAAGUAAAGGAGGAUUAGGGUUAGGGUUAGAGGAGAGAGUUUUUAGGAAGAACUUGAUGGGGAGAGUGAAGGAUUUGGGAGGUGGGAAAGUAACAAAAUUAGCAUUUGGUGGUAAUAAGAUGUUUGUAACAAGAAAAGAUCAGCAAUCAGUGGAGGUUUGGCAGAGUUCAGGUAAGGGAUUUUGAAGCUUUUUUUCUCUUUUUGGUGGUUGGUUUUAGUUUGAAUACUUUGUAAAUGUUGAUAUAAAUUAUCAAAAGUUCAAAAGUGGGUUCUUUUUUGUAGUUUGUAUAGAUGAAUUAUUGUAAUGAGAGUGUGUUUUGAGGCAUCCAUUGUAGUAUUGAUGAGCUUAUAAAAGCAUUUUGAUA
This is a messenger RNA of Benincasa hispida (wax gourd), 1735 nucleotides long. Its product is annotated as BTB/POZ domain with WD40/YVTN repeat-like protein. Gene Ontology annotation, molecular function: protein binding. NCBI's taxonomy places the organism in Eukaryota, Viridiplantae, Streptophyta, Magnoliopsida, Cucurbitales, Cucurbitaceae. The record is from RefSeq and is a predicted model, not a curated record. Gene Ontology annotation, biological process: protein homooligomerization.